This is a messenger RNA of Aspergillus puulaauensis, 792 nucleotides long. RefSeq lists its product as uncharacterized. The transcript has 2 exons. NCBI's taxonomy places the organism in Eukaryota, Fungi, Ascomycota, Eurotiomycetes, Eurotiales, Aspergillaceae. The record is from RefSeq and is a predicted model, not a curated record. The coding region runs from base 1 to 792 and encodes 263 amino acids.
AUGAUCUAUCAGCAAAGCUUUGAAGCCAUCCAUCAAAUUCUCGGCAAGGAUCAGGCGCGUGCGUGGAAACAGACGCUGAAGACUUCAUUCCUUCAAAGCCACUGGCUCCUUCCCUAUCCACAUGGUCAUGGGUUCAUGCGCAAGUCCAAGGACACGGGGCAGGAGCCUGGAAAGCUCUUACCGGCGGAGUAUAUUCAACACCAUCCUACUACCAGCUGGGGUCACUUCUAUCCCGAUCACCGGUACAUGGAGCGUGGCAUGGAACCGGAGAUGGAUCUUGUUCGGCUUUCUGACGGGGAUUUAUAUGAGAAGUUGGUACAGAUUGCCGAUCGCUUUUCCCAGAAUCCUGAGGCCUCAGAGUGGAAGAAAAAACCGGAGCCCACUCAAUUCUACUUUUGUGCUACUAUUGGAGAUGAGUCUGUUUUAAAGGCCCAGCAGAAGCUCCACGGCACGCUAGCACAAAAGCUCUGCAUGGAAAUCAUUCAAUUACUAGAUGAGUAUGAGGUCUUAUUACAUUCAGGGCGCAUUCUUCGGCCCCGGCCGCGGCGCAGACAAGCAGGGCCAUCCACUACACUGAAUCCAGAUGAUGAGUUCACAUCAGAUGAAGAGUCUAUCCCCAACCAACAAGAGUAUUUGGCCACCCGGAUCCUGGCACUUGAACCCCAGAUACAUGAGGCAGUGGCUGCGGAGAGAGUCCAGUGGCAGUAUCCCCUACUCCAUAGGGCUCAUCUCAAACAAGUCGAGCCACGACUGCGGCGGUUGAAAAUCACCCAAAGUCUGGGUACUGAAUAA